Trematosphaeria pertusa is the source of this 1587-nucleotide messenger RNA. RefSeq lists its product as uncharacterized. The transcript has 2 exons. Gene Ontology annotation, molecular function: glutaminyl-peptide cyclotransferase activity; zinc ion binding. Bases 232 to 1353 code for a protein of 373 amino acids. NCBI's taxonomy places the organism in Eukaryota, Fungi, Ascomycota, Dothideomycetes, Pleosporales, Trematosphaeriaceae. The record is from RefSeq and is a predicted model, not a curated record.
CACAAACUCUGCACUGCACGUCUUGACCAAGGCAUCGGGAAACACGGCAAUAGCUGCUACAUCUGCGGGCCUGGUUUCCCGCCUCGACUGUCGGAGUUUCGACUAAGAAGGUCUUGAAACAUCGACAAUGGCUACCUCCUCCAUGAUGUCGGCAACGACGGCACUCCCUUUCCUGGCUGCUCACGCUCCUUAACAGCAUGCGAGCUUGCAAUUGUUGUGGCGCGUAGCGACAUGUCAUCUUCGUCACGUUCCUCUCGAGCUAUGUUUCUAUGGCUUUCCGUCCUAUCGUUGUUGAGCUUGGGUACAGCGUACAAAGAGCUGUCAGAUAGCUUCCUCCGCGCAAUACCUUCACCGGGCUACGACAUAGAUCCACGAAAUGGCUCUCUCCUCGCACCCCUCCUCAUCCCGCGCGUCCCAGGGACACCAGGCCAAACCGUCGCGCAACAACACCUCUUCAAUUUCUUUCGCAGCGAGCUGCCCAAGUGGGACAUCUCGUGGCAGAACUCCACGUCUACGACCCCCGUAUCCGGGCACAUCCAGAUCCCUUUCGCGAAUCUGAUAGUGAAGAGGGAGCCGCCGUGGGUGAAACCAGGACAAGCGAACUUGCUUACGCUGGUUGCGCAUUACGAUAGCAAGUACAUGCCGAAAGGGUUUGUGGGCGCAACCGAUAGCGCAGCACCAUGUGCGAUGCUGAUGCAUGUUGCGAAGGUGGUGGAUACGUAUGUAAGCCAGAUGUAUGAUGAGAUGGCGGAACUCGGGGAGGGCGGGAGUGUGGAGAUGGAUAUGGGGGUUCAGAUUCUGUUUCUGGAUGGAGAGGAAGCGUUUGAGAAAUGGAGUGAUACGGAUUCGCUAUAUGGUUCCAGGGCAUUGGCACAGCAAUGGGCCACCGAACGCAACCCAGCCAGCGAAAAAUUCUACAAAUACCGUACGCCCCUCUCCCAGAUCUCCCUCUUCCUACUCCUCGACCUCCUCGGCGCUCCAAAUCCUAUGGUGCCGUCCUACUUCCCCACCACACACUGGGCCUACGUGUCCCUCUCCAAAGUCGAAUCCCGCAUGCGCUCGCUCCACCUCCUCGAGACCUCACCGUCCGACCCCUUCCUCCCCGACCACAACAUGACAAUGGCGAGAGGACAAAUUUCAGAUGACCAUCUACCGUUCAUUGCGAGAGGGGUCGAGACGUUACAUAUUAUUCCGAGUCCGUUUCCACAUGUGUGGCAUAGCUUGGAGGAUAAUGCAGAGAAUUUGGAUAUGGAAACCGUGCGGGAUUGGAGUAAGAUUGUCAGUGCGUUUGUGCUUGAGUGGCUGGAUAUGAUGGAGGUGUGGUAUGGGGACGAGGAAAGUGCCAUUCCUUGAAGUUGAGGUGUACAGACAGGUGAAAAGAAAAGCUGGGCCACCAUCGCCGAGUCGAGAGGUUAGAGACACCAGGAGCAAGGGAAAGCAAGAGAGGAGGGAGCUGUUGAAAGGGAAGCAGGAUGCGCUCCGAAUUGAACAGUAGGUGUUCUAGCUAGAGAUACCCCGACGCUGGCAGCAGAGAAGGGUUGCCCUAGUUGCCUUGCUCUAAGAACAGCGGCAAGCCGCAUUCAGCAU